Molecule: messenger RNA, 777 nt
Organism: Branchiostoma belcheri (Belcher's lancelet)
Lineage: Eukaryota; Metazoa; Chordata; Leptocardii; Amphioxiformes; Branchiostomatidae
Product: vasorin-like
Exons: 4
Coding region: 1-777 (258 amino acids)
Molecular function (GO): protein binding
Source: RefSeq, a predicted model, not a curated record
AUGCGAUGGGUCGGUGUAAGAGGGUUUCAAUACGGCAUCUUGUCGUCCAAAACGCUAGCUAUAAUCGACCCUUCUUUACUUGUGAACCUGUUUUUGAUUGAAGCAGGGAUAACUGAACUGAGCAACGACACAUUCAAAGAUUUUCACAGGUUGCAGAGUUUGCAACUCGAUUAUAACUUGUUGAGGCACAUUCCCAGAAACUGGUACAGCGCUUCGCGUUCUGGAUACCCAGUUGAUAAGCUCUCCAUUUCUCACAAUAACAUCACCAGUUUAGACGCCGAAUGUUUCAAGAAUAUGAACCUUACGUCGUUAGAUUUAAGGAGUAACGCGUUGCGAGAAUUGCGCAGUGAGUGGUUUAUCGGAAUAGAAAACUUAAAGACGCUACUUCUCAGUGGAAACAGAAUUAAGACAAUCCAACCAAAUAUAUUCAGAUCAAUUAGCCAGCUUCACUUUCUGGACCUGAGCCAUAACGACUUAGUUUGUUUAGACCCUGGGUGUUUUAAGAUCAAUAUGCACCACCUUAGUCUGUUAGAUUUAAGGAGUAAUGUCUUACGAGAGGUACGUAGUGCCUGGUUUAUCGGACUGGAAAACUUGAGAACACUACUUCUCAGUGGAAACAAAAUCAAAAGAGUCCCAUCUAACGCGUUUGAAUCAACGAUACAUCUGCAGUUUCUGGACUUGAGUCAUAACGACUUACAAAAGAAAGAAAAGACUCCUCUUUUUCAAGUCAAUGUUUGGAAGCAUGGGAAGGGUCUGGUGGUAUACACUUGGAUUUAA